Messenger RNA from Chelmon rostratus (copperband butterflyfish), 2208 nucleotides. It is a transcript of the gene thbd, whose product is annotated as thrombomodulin. Lineage: Eukaryota; Metazoa; Chordata; Actinopteri; Chaetodontiformes; Chaetodontidae. Gene Ontology annotation, biological process: cell migration. Gene Ontology annotation, molecular function: extracellular matrix binding; transmembrane signaling receptor activity; calcium ion binding. The coding region runs from base 184 to 1839 and encodes 551 amino acids. Gene Ontology annotation, cellular component: external side of plasma membrane; membrane; extracellular matrix. The record is from RefSeq and is a predicted model, not a curated record. The transcript has a single exon.
GAAAGUUUGUGGAGGGACAGUGAGAGGCGCAGCAGGCAGAUCAACAGCAACUUCCUUCCUCCGCUGGGGUACUAACAUGGAGUUCGGGGGUUAUAAAUACGAGCAAAACAUUUUCUCAAACAAACAAGCCCACAGACUGCUGGAACGCACGAGAACUUAAACGGACACAACCGAGGUGCAAACAUGAAGCAUGUAACGGGACUGCUGCUCGUCGUGUUGGCUGUUCUGAUGGGAAGAGCCGGCGGGAUAGAGCAGAAUAGCGGCUACUGCAUCGGGAACCAGUGUUUCGCUGUGUUCCCAGAUCCCGUCGAUUACAAGACCGCUCAGAAUCAAUGCGAAGGUCUUGGCGGCCACUUGAUGACAGUGCGCUCGUCUGUUUCCCAUGAUAUUUUCCUUAUCUUGUUGGGAAACUUUACGGGCCGGUUCUGGAUCGGUUUACAUCUAACAAUCGCCUGCCCAGACGCUGCUGCCGAUCUGAAAGGCUUCCAGUGGGUGACCAAAGACAGCGAAAGCGACUUCGUCAACUGGGCGCCAGGCUUUGACAGCAGCUGCUCUUCUCCUCGCUGCGUCUCAGUUUCCCAAGAGGACGACUUUAAAUGGAUCCAGAAACCCUGCGACGAGCACGCGGCCGGCUUUCUCUGUGAGCACACUUUCGUUGAGCCGUGCAAAAGUCUAGCGGUUGCAGAGGGCGAGUCUGUAACCUACAGGACCCCGAUGGGAUUCGGGGGCCGUGACAUGCUGUCUUUGCCCCCUGGAAGCACCGCUGUCCAGAUGCCGGGUGAGACUAAAUACGUCUGCUUCUCCGAACAGUGGCUGCAGGCGCCCUGGAGCUGCGAGAUACAAGAGGGUGGGUGUGAGUACAAAUGCGCAGUGGAUCCCAAACACGUGCCCUCCUGCUACUGCCCGCCGGGACAAACCAUAAACCAAGCAAACAGAGUCACCUGUGAAACGGACAAAGAGGACCCGUGCCUGCUCCUGCGCUGCGCGCACGCCUGCUACAACAAGGGAGACUCCUACGCGUGCUUGUGUGACCACGGCUUUAAGCUGGCGCAGGACGGCAGGUCGUGCGUGGACUUCAACGACUGCACUGACGAGCGGCAGUGCCCCGGGGAGAACUUCAUGUGCGUCAACACCGUCGGAGGGUUUCAGUGCGUCUGCAAGGAUGGAUACAAGAUGACCGGCGAGCUGUGCGUCGACGUGGACGAGUGCGCGUCCGCUCCAUGUGAGCACAUUUGCACUAACGCUCCCGGUAGCUACGAAUGCUCUUGUUAUGAUGGAUAUAAAGAGGACCCAAAGUCACCGGAUAAGUGCAAACUCCACUGCGGGAAGGAGGAAUGUGUCGCCGAGUGCGACCCCAAUGACAAGUUCCAGUGUUACUGCCCUGGUGGUUAUAUCGCAGAGGAAAGGGACGCACACACGGUUUGCAUUGACAUAGACGAGUGUUCUUUCUAUUAUUGUGACCAAAAUUGUAAAAACACAUUCGGCGGCUACGUGUGCUCAUGCUUACGAGGAUACACACUAGUUGACCAAUACAAGUGCGUCAAAAACGACGAUGAUACGGACGCAGACGGAGGGUCGGAGGGCUCCGGCGCGAUCCCCACGAUUCCGAACAUCCACCCAACGUCCCCUGUGCCAUAUCCAGAACCAACCAGGCAGCCCUCGGCAGUGACAGUGGGGGCUCUCGUGGGGAUAAUAGUGUGUACUGUCUUUUGUACUGUGUUGGUGGUUUUUCUGGCUCAUCACAUCCUCACCGGCAGAGGGAAGAUGGAGAGCGCCGGCGCGCUCAAAGCGCGUGAGGACGAGGCGCACGGUUUGCGGCAUGUGACGAGUGACACUUAAAAAUAAAAAUAAAAAAACGGCCCGAGAGACAGAGACAGCUAAAGCACGACACGUGAAUGUACAGGUCCAGACAGCCGUGGACACGGCACACACUCACAGUAAAACAAAGAACAGGGAUGUGGUGAUGCCAUGGGAGAUGAAGUCACUAUGAACUCUCACGAGAACAGAGAUUAUACACACAGGCUAUUAUACACGUAUUCAGUUGUUUUUGUUUUGUUUUGUUUUCGAGGACGGAUAUUCACCGCAGGAAAACUGGUUUUAUCUACCCUUCAAGUCACAUACAACACAUGCAAUGUAAUAAAACAUGACAACGAACUUUGCUCAUUUUUUGAAGUUCAUGCUGGAACAUUAUUAAAUUAUAAAAACGUG